This is a messenger RNA of Symsagittifera roscoffensis, 849 nucleotides long. Its product is annotated as acyl-CoA-binding protein-like. Gene Ontology annotation, molecular function: fatty-acyl-CoA binding. The transcript has 3 exons. Gene Ontology annotation, biological process: fatty acid metabolic process. The record is from RefSeq and is a predicted model, not a curated record. The coding region runs from base 172 to 429 and encodes 85 amino acids. NCBI's taxonomy places the organism in Eukaryota, Metazoa, Xenacoelomorpha, Acoela, Convolutidae.
AUUUGAUUGAUAUCGUCUUAUUCGAAAUCAGGAACCAACGCAACCUAGAAUUCAAUUCACAAACAACCCAAGGCAACCUCGAUUCCCGAAACAAUCAACAACCAUUUACACGCCUGCAAAAAGUGUGCCUUAGCUUUUACCAGUCACAGAGAAGCAAUAACCUAACCCAGUAUGUCUGAAGCAUUCAACAAAGCAGCGGAAGACGUGAAGAACUUCACUAGCAGACCGACAGACCAGGAGCUUCUGGACUUGUACGCACUGUUCAAACAGGCCACAGUCGGAGAUGUGAACACUUCCAGGCCAGGCAUUAUAGACUUCAAAGGCAAGGCCAAGUGGGACGCAUGGGAGAAAAUAAAGGGGAUGUCAAAGGAGGAUGCCGAGCAGAAGUACAUCUCGAUGGCAGAAGAGCUCAAGGCCAAGUACGCCUAACCUUUCUCUCAUUCUUCUCUGCAAGCCCCGCCCCACCCUCCAUGUAAAACCCUGUCAUCAUCCGCCAUCAUAGAACAAAACAGACCAUACCUAUUUUGGUUCAGCAUAAUCUACACGAUCUGAAAUGUACUUAAAUAUUGUAAAUAAAGGAGCAAAGUCGAUUCAAUUCGCGGUUUCUGUGAGUAGUUUGUUCCAUCCCUGAAGUCAUCACUUGUAGUAAUAAUGUCAUAUCAAACCCUUACACAGUGUGAUCUUCAUCUGCAGUUUAAUAUCUGGCCUUAGUAAUGUAUUUUCUAAUUUUUCUGUUGUUGAGCUCCACUUUGUUGGAAUUGUUUGAUGACAUGUGACUGAUGUAAAAAAAACGUGCUAGUUCGGCGUAACUACGAAGUAUCAAGGUUGAAUAAAUUUUUACAAAUUUUA